AUAUUUAGUGAAACAAUAAGUAUUAUUUUGGAUACGCGACGCGUCAAAAUUUGCGAAACACACCACGAUGCCGGCCGAUCGUGUUCUCGGCGUUCUUUUGCGCUCGCUACAGACCUCAGCGAGCCAACAAGAGACACCAAGGCUCCUGGGAACAGCAGCCUCGCUUUUGACGACUUUGAACAAUCCUCUCAAUGUGACAUUAUUGACAUCUCAAUUGUUGUCAGCACCGGCAAUAUGGACAUGGCCGGAAGGUCUCCGAACCUCGAUGCAAUGUCUAAGCGUCUUUCAUUCCGCAGCGCAAGCCAUAGUCCGACAGGAGAAGGCGCUCGAGUCCAACUCAUCCAAGAAAGAUUAUGGCAAGCUUCAAGCUGAGCGGACUAUGCCCAAGUAUCGGUGGAUCAAAUCUGCUAUCAGUGGUGCUGACGAGCACUCGCCACGGUGGCGGCACAUUCUCGUGAUUGGUGGUCUUCUGCUCGGUUUCGGCCCAGCGGAGGAAGAGAACAUCUCACGAACCAUGAGGAAGAUGCUUGAGAGUGCGCUCGUCACUGCUGUCAACCUGUCCCUGCGGAAGACUCGCCAGGAGGAUGAACUCGGUCUGGAAACCAUCACUCAGGUCCUCAAUCACUGCUUCCCGCAUCUCUCAGAGGAAGAACGGGAGAACCUCAAUUAUCAGUUUCUUCUACCCGUGCUGAUGCACACCACCUUCCAUGCCUCAGAAGGACUUCGCUCGGGCGACUUCUUGAGUACACUUGACUUGGACGUCAAACCAAUCUCAGAGGUACAGCUACAAUGGAGCGAUCGCUCGACAUCCUUUCGUCAGGUCAAAGAGAUUCAAGCCAGUCCUCUAGUGGCUUCGUUAGGCCCCCUUUCUCGUCUGAUUGCACACGCCGUCGAGCAAGUCUCCGAACCAGAGCGAGUGACCGACACAAUCGACGAUCUGGAGGUAUUUGUAAAGACUCUGCAUUCACAGUGGCGUGCUGGCAAACUGUCUAGCAUCGAUGUCACAGAUCAGUAUCCAUAUCUGGAUCAAAAGACAUUAAACGUCACACUACCAGCACUGUUCAAACUUUUGCAGUCAGUGUUGUUCGCUAGCGUCAUCAUUCUGAGAAGUGCAAUUGGUAGAGUCCUCUCUGAUGGCGCCCUCGCCAGGAACAAAGGUUUGAAAGAGGAGCCUUUUCUGUUGAGAUUAUUUUACUUACUUCGCUUAGUUGCUCCGGGUGUCGCGCAGCAAGUGCUACACGUCCUUCGUGGACUUUAUUUCAUCAUCACCCGACAGGGAUCUGCAUCAUUCUCUCAGUACAAUUUUGUCUAUUACACAGCGCUCGAUAUCCUUGGACAAUAUCGUCAGGAUGUCGAAUCAUUCCUGCGAGAAAUCAUGCCCGUCAAGCCUGGUACGGUGCCAGAUAGCCCGCUCGAACGGAACCUGGAUCUGUUUUUCCUCAACACCGCAGAGCACUUUACACUCGUGCUAAGUCCGCAAGUCAGCAAUGAGCUUCUUCUACCGGUUAUCAAUUCAUACCUUGCCACAGGAAGCAGUCAUCAGCUCUUAGCCAAUUUUGAAGCGGCACACAGCGUCACACUAGCUGUAUUCUCUUCACCGCAGCACUCGGAAGCGACCGUCAAAUUCUUACCCAUUUAUGUCAAUUCACUAUUUAGAGCAUUUCCGAAGCACUUAUCAUCUCGGCAAUUUCGGCUCGCAUUCAAGACAUUACUGAAGCUCACAUCGCCUCCUUCCAAACUCGCUGUGAGCCAACCCAUGAUGCCUGCAAUUCUCCUCGAGGUCCUCCAUCAUCAAUCGCACGGCGCUGGCACCACACCACUUCCACCAGUGGGAGCUCCCACGGAGGCCGACGAGUCUAUUCCGCCGCUCUCCGAGCGUGCAGUCAUCGUCCUCACUGUCUUGGAUUCACUUUCACAAAUACCGCUCGACCUACUCGACGAAUGGCUGCCGUUGACGGCUGGCAUGGUCAACGAUAUCGAUGACGACGAAAUGCGCGAGUAUUGUAAACACCACUUCUGGCAGAUCCUUGUCAAUGGAGAGCUAGAUCCCGAGCGAAGCCGUGUUUGUCAUGCGUGGUGGAGCACACGUGGUGGGAAGGAGAUCGUUUUAUAUGGGCGCGUGUCUCAGGAGGAUGACCAGGCUCUGAUGAGUGGUGCUUUGCCCGAGACUUUUGAGAGUAAAUUAUGAAGAGCUUGAUUCAUUGUAUUAUAAUUGGUUUUAUGUAUCUCGGGAAAGGGCAAACUACAUGCUGUAUACCUUGUCGCAUCUGCAACGGUACGUCAGAAGCCCGCUCGUCUGGGGCUUUUUGAAAUUCGCCUGGAGGCAAAGUUUAAAGAUUUCCUGGUGAGACGCAGACGCAUUCUGAUAUGAUUAGCUCUGCCUGAUGCGAUGAUGUGCAAUCUCUUCAUUUCUUUGUUACAAGGUUCAGCACCGGAGAAC
Dissoconium aciculare CBS 342.82 is the source of this 2440-nucleotide messenger RNA. RefSeq lists its product as uncharacterized. The coding region runs from base 68 to 2188 and encodes 706 amino acids. NCBI's taxonomy places the organism in Eukaryota, Fungi, Ascomycota, Dothideomycetes, Mycosphaerellales, Dissoconiaceae. The record is from RefSeq and is a predicted model, not a curated record. The transcript has 2 exons.